Molecule: messenger RNA, 3319 nt
Organism: Antechinus flavipes (yellow-footed antechinus)
Lineage: Eukaryota; Metazoa; Chordata; Mammalia; Dasyuromorphia; Dasyuridae
Gene: MSH5
Product: mutS homolog 5
Exons: 24
Coding region: 837-3311 (824 amino acids)
Biological process (GO): mismatch repair; chiasma assembly
Cellular component (GO): nucleus
Molecular function (GO): ATP-dependent DNA damage sensor activity; mismatched DNA binding; ATP binding
Source: RefSeq, a predicted model, not a curated record
GAAGUUUGAAAGCAGAGCUCGACCCCUGAGUGAAGAUCCUCCAAUAAGCUUUCGGAAUUGAGUCACGCGCCUUCAUCUGCUUUGCCCAGAAAGCGAAUCCGACCUUUCUCCUAGACUCAGAGCGCUUCCGGCCAGACUCACCCCACCCUCCUUCCCCCGCCUUUCCGGGGUGCGCGUGCGCAGUGGAAGUGAGCGCCCCUCCUUCCUUUCUUUCCACACUUCGGGUCUCUUCCCCUUCUCUCGCAGACUGUGGGUGUGGUCGAUGUCCAGAGGAAGAGCCCGGAGAACCCGUUUUAGCGGGUUUAGUAAAACUGAUUUGGGGCCUCCCCACGAGUUGAUUUACUUUAUUUAGUUCCCUAGCUUUUCUCAUCCCCUCCCCGCCCCCAACUCUCGAAGUGGAAAAAAAAAAAAAGGCAAAUUCCAAACUCUCCUGGCCCGGGCGGAGCUAGUGCCCCUCCUAGAGCGCCCCCGCCUUGUAUCGUAUGUCAUUUUCCACAAUCUUCCUCCAAGAAAGUCUACCCAAACCUACCGUGCAUUAGUGGCCACAGGCUAUGGAGUCCGAAGACUUGCUGUGUGAUCCUGGGCAAGUCAAUCAAUUACUCUGGUCCUCGAGUUCUUUCUUCACCUAUGAAAUUGAGGAGGAUGAGCUAGAUUAGCACUUAAAUUGUCUUUUAUCUUGAAAUUUAGGAUCCUCCAUUCGCUGAUUCAACAUUUUUAUAUGUGGGGAUUCUGCCCCAGGUUGAGCAUGGGGGAAGGGCUGGGGUUAGGUGAAGAAAAGGAAAACUCAGGCUGGCAUUUUUUUUUCUUUUUCUAGACCCCUGGGGUCCCCAAGUGCCAUGGCUUUCUUGGGAGCCCAAACCAGUGCCAUCCUCCAAGAUCAGGGAGCAGAAGCGCCUACUCUCCUCUGCCCUUCAGUUCUAGUGCAGGAUGGAGAGGGCGAAGAGGAAGAACAAACAGAGACUUACUUGUGUGUGCUGUGGCAUUCUGGAUGCCUGGGCUUAGCCUACUAUGACAGUGCUGACUCCACCAUCUAUUUCUUGCCAGACACCCCUGACUGUGAUCACCUUAAACUUCUCCAGAGAGUUGUGGAUGAAAUCCACCCAAGAUCCAUCAUCACAAGUGCCAAGCAGGAUGAGAACAUGGCUCGUUUUCUAGGGGGCCUGGUCUCACCUGAGCACAAGGAACUGGGGAGCCCUGAAACUGUAUUGUUGCCCCGUGUGGAUUUUGGUCUAGAAAUCAGCAAACAGCGCAUCCUCUCUGGUAACUUUUCCUUCAUCCCAGAAUCCUUGACAUGUACUGAGAAAAUCCUCUUCCUCUCUUCCAUCAUCCCAUUCGAUUGUCCUCUCAUGAUACAAGCUCUAGGAGGAUUGCUCAAGUUUCUGAAUCGGAGAAGAGUCAGCGUGGAACUGGAAGACGGUAGUGUCAAUGUCCCAAUUCUAGGCUUCAAGAAAUUUGUCUUAGCAGAUCUCGUGAGCAUAGACCAGGAUACUUAUAGUGUCCUGCAAAUAUUUAAGAGUGAGACCCAUCCAUCGGUGUACAAAGUGGCCAGUGGACUGAAGGAGGGGCUCAGCCUGUUUGGAAUUCUCAACCGUUGCAGAUCCAAGAGGGGCGAAAAACUGCUCAGGCUGUGGUUGAUGCGGCCAACUCAAGACUUGGAGGAACUGAAUUCCCGUCUAGAUGUUAUCCAGUUUUUCCUGCUGCCUCAAAACCAAGAGAUGGCACGGACUCUGCACGGACUUCUGAGCCACAUCAAGAAUGUACCUCUUAUCCUGAAACGUAUGCUCCUGUCACAGACAAAGGUUAGCGACUGGAAAAUUCUCUAUGAGACAGUGUAUAGUGCUCUGGGCCUUCGAGAUACUUGUCGAUCUCUGCCUCAGUCCACCCAGCUUUUCCGGGAUAUCGCUCAAGAAUUUUCUGAUGACCUCUGCCACAUUGCCUGCCUCAUUAACAAAGUGGUGGACUUUGAGGGCAGCAUUGCUGAAAAUAGAUUCACUGUCCGACCCAACAUUGAUCCAGAUAUUGAUGAGAAGAAACGGAGGCUGAUGGGACUUCCCAGUUUCCUCACAGAGGUUGCCCGAAAAGAGCUGGAGACUCUGGAUAGCCGGAUUCCUUCAUGCUGUGUUCUCUACAUCCCUUUGAUUGGCUUCCUUCUCUCUAUUCCCCGCCUGCCCUUUAUGGUAGAUCGAAGUGACUUUGAGAUUGUGGGUCUAGAUUUCAUGUUUUUGUCUGACGAGAAGCUACAUUAUCGAAGUACCCGAACCAAGGAAUUGGACUCUAUCCUGGGGGACCUUCAUUGUGAGAUUAGAGAUGGAGAGACACUACUCAUGUACCAGCUGCAGUGCCAGGUGCUAUCCAGGGGGGCAAUGUUGAACCGCGUGAUAGAUCUUGCUUCCCGACUAGAUGUCCUACUGGCUCUUGCUGGGGCUGCCCGGGACUAUGGCUAUUCACGACCCCAGUAUUCCUCUAAAAUUCCUGGGGUGAGAAUACAAGAUGGCAGACAUCCACUGAUGGAGUUGUGUUCCCAUACCUUUGUACCAAACUCUGCUGAGAGUGGUGGAGACAGAGGAAGGAUCAAAAUCAUCACAGGCCCCAACUCAUCAGGAAAAAGCAUCUACCUUAAACAGAUAGGUCUGAUUACCUUCAUGGCUCUAGUAGGGAGCUUUGUGCCAGCAGGCAAGGCAGAAGUUGGAGCAGUAGAUGCCAUUUUCACUCGAAUCCACAAUUUUGAGUCAGUCUCCCUUGGUCUCUCCACAUUCAUGAUUGAUCUAAACCAGGUAGCAAAAGCUGUGAACAAUGCCACUGAGAGGUCCCUGGUCCUCAUUGAUGAGUUUGGGAAGGGAACUAACACGGUAGAUGGACUGGCACUUUUAGCCUCUGUACUCAGACACUGGGUGUACCAAGGACCCAACUGCCCCCAGAUCUUUGUUGCCACCAACUUUGUGAGCCUCAUUCAGCUGCAGCCUCCUGGAUCCCUUGUGGAGUAUCUGACCAUGGAGACCUGCAGGGAUGGAAAUGACCUCAUCUUCUUAUAUCAGGUCCGAGAAGGUAUUGCAAAUGCCAGUCAUGCCUCUUACACAGCAGCCCAAGCUGGACUCCCAGCUAAACUCAUUACUCGUGGAUUAGAGGUCUCAGAGUUGAUCCAAAAAGGAAAACCUAUUAAGCCUGAUAAAGGACUUUUAAAGGACAAUCAGAUAGAAAAUUGCCAGGCCUUGGUGGAUAAGUUCCUGAAACUGGAUUUAGAAGAUCCCGAAUUGGACUUGAGCAAUUUCAUGAUUCAACAAGUUCUACCUACGGCUUCCUCUAUUCUCUGAUCAGCCCU